Molecule: messenger RNA, 1395 nt
Organism: Verticillium alfalfae VaMs.102
Lineage: Eukaryota; Fungi; Ascomycota; Sordariomycetes; Glomerellales; Plectosphaerellaceae
Product: sorting nexin-41
Exons: 4
Coding region: 1-1395 (464 amino acids)
Source: RefSeq, a predicted model, not a curated record
AUGUGGAACGACGAAGACAACAAUCCCUAUGGCACAAGCUUUGACCGCCGGGACAGCUUGACCUCCUCCUCCGCGAACCCUGCCUCUCCGACUUCCCCCGUGUUCCUAAACCGCUGCCGCGUCAUGAACGAAGUCAGAGAAGACGGUGUCUGGUGGCGGUUCCUUGACCCUAACGCUAGCUGGAGUGAGGUCCUCAACUCACAUCCCAUCUCGUCCAUCCCGAAGUCGGUCCUGAGGGCCCCGCCCCUGGAUCCCGCCAACGCUUCUGCCGCCCACAGCUAUCUCCCUGUGCCCUCGAGCUCAGCCAAACUCAAGGCUGGCGGAGGUCACACCGACCCCUCGUCGUCUUAUGGACAGGGAACUCCCCAUGGCCGUUUCCCGCCCGACAACAGCAACCUCACCGAGGAGCAGCUUGAUCCUUACUUUAAUGCAUUUGAAGCUUCCAGCAAGGACCUCGAGUCACUCCUCACAGGUCCGAUGGAAAAGGUCAACCGCCGAACUGUCAGCCAUCUGCAGUCUCUGGCUGCCGACCUGUGCGAUCUCGGCUCCCGCUUCAACGGUUUUGCCCUGUCAGAGCCGUCAGCCACGCUCGGUCCAGCCAUCGAGAGGGUCGGCCAGGCCGCUGACUCUUCCUACAUUGCGACAGAGGAGCUUGCGGGUUCCCUAGGAGCUAGUUUUGCAGAGCCGAUGCGCGAGAGUGCGCAAUUCGCCGGAGUUGUCCGGAAUGUACUCAAGUACCGCCAGUUGAAGCGUAUUCAGCAGGAGCAGACGAAUGAUGAGCUGAACAGAAAGAAGGCGCAGCUGGAGGAGCUUGAGCGGAGCGAAGCUGAGUCGAGGCGCAUCGAGCAAUACCUUAACAGCAGUCAGGUGCACACGCCUCCGCCCAAGCGAUCGACCAGUCUUAGAGAGACGGGCACCUCGCCACAGUACUCAAGGGAGACUGAGGACACAGCCUCGAUUGAUUCCGACUUCCCUCCAACACACGGCGAACCGGCUCCUUCGGCAAGUCAAGGUAUCCCGCAGAGAAGCAACUCAAGCCCCGGCCAUAGAAAGGUACAGAGCAACAACUCGAUCACCAACAAGAUCUUUGGUCCCAUCCGCCACGCCAUCCAGGGUGUCGCGGACGUCGAUCCCGAGAGAACCCGUCGCGACCUUAUCGGUAAGACACGGGAGAGCAUUGAGCAGCUGCAGCAGGCACAGGUUGCGUCCGAGCACGACGUGCAGGAUGCCAGUCUCAGCAUCCUGACGGACCUCAAGAGGUUCCAGGCGGACAAGGAAGAAGAUCUUCGCCGCUACAUGUUGGCGUACGCGAAGAGUCAGAUUGAAUGGGCGAAGAAGAACCAGGAGACCUGGAAGGAGGCCAAGGCCGAGAUCGACAAGAUCGACGAAAGUUGA